CAAGACUCCCUUACCACUGACCCGACGCUAUGGAUGCCAUGAAGUCGGGCGCCGAAUCCCUGAUGACAAAGGACAACAUGGACGCGGGCUUCGAAACGGCCGAGGCAGGCCUCGACAAGAUGGACGCGAUGCUCGCGCAGAAUGGCGGCUCCGUCGUCUCGAAGUGCGAAAGCACCUUCGGGCCGCAGGCGGGCGCCUUCUGCAAGACGCUCAAGAACGGCUGCGACGCGAUGCUCUCCUUCGGCAAGAAUGCCUUGCCCAAGGUCCAGGAGCAGGCCGACUCGAUGGCCUCGCGUGACUUGAAGAUGCCGCCCACGUGCAAGAAGCCGCCCGCCAAGUACGUCGCCCAGCGGCGGGAAGAGAACGCCUUCGUGCAGAAGAUCGCAGAGUAGGCUCGCGGCGCGAGGCUGCGCCCAAUCGGGCGGCGCUCCGCUGUGUGUAUGAAAUCUGGCCUGUCCAUCGCGUUUGAGCGAGUGCUAGUCCGUGUGCGCACUCGCUCGGUUGCCUGUGGUGUUUCUCCGCCUCCACUAUACGUACGGUACUACAUGCAGGAAACUCGAGCUACGCCACUGUACCAAAGAACGGCUUCCUACAGUCA
Emiliania huxleyi CCMP1516 is the source of this 598-nucleotide messenger RNA. RefSeq lists its product as hypothetical. The transcript has a single exon. NCBI's taxonomy places the organism in Eukaryota, Haptophyta, Isochrysidales, Noelaerhabdaceae. The coding region runs from base 30 to 392 and encodes 120 amino acids. The record is from RefSeq and is a predicted model, not a curated record.